AUGUCAAAUUUAGAUCCUGAAAAUCCGCAGGAAGCCGUAGAAACAAAUCGAGAUGAGGAGGAGGUUCAGUUGAGGGUAUUACCAGAUGACCAGAUUGUCCGUUCUAAUUCAUUUUGGCGUCGUGGCUUGACGUCAAAACUUAGCUCAGCUCCUCCUCCCAUUAUUAUCCAUGGUUGGAUUUUAUCUUUCUCUCACUACAUUGCUCUCUACUCAACGCUAAUUUCCCGUCUAGGUACAAGAUGUGACUGUCGAAAAUUGCGUGCCAAGUCGGAGGAGGUUCGCCGUAGGAACAUGUACUAUGCUCGAAAAUGUCAGGAAGUUCUUUUACCAAUUGUUGAAAGUGUUAAAGUAUCUCUUCUACGCCCUCCAUCUGCCUCAAGGAAUAUAUAUUCCUCUUAUCGUCGUGGAAGUAGGAAAUCAAAUUUGGAGGAUUAUUACCAUCUAUUCUUUCUCCACUGCACAUGCCUCGAGUUUUUCAUUAGCCAAUUGCUGAGAACUGCUCAGUUAUUCCAGUGCUUUUCCCUCAAUAUUGGCAGCCCUCUUACUAGUUCUUUCGUUGCUCCACCGCAUAAUUUUAUCUAUUCAGGUCUGGCAGAAGUCGAAAAGCCGAUGAAGAAAAAGAGCCAACCGCGAAACGGGCGCAACCGAGAUGAUCAGAACACCUUUGCAAACGACUCCCUUUCGGGAAUUGAGUUGGAUUUGGCCUCGAGAACUAGUUGUGGCCAAAGUGGCGAACAUGACAAUUAUUCCAAUGACCAUAAACCCAAUUCUUCCAGUAUGUCCGCAGCAAUUCAAGAACCGCAACCUUCUAGUAGUUCGAGAAGAAAUAAGACCUUCUCCUUGUUUUAUCAUAAAAAUGUUCCAACCUGCACACCACAGUCGGGUUCUAAACUUCGUUCCUUGAAGAAAUUCAGCCCUCCGCCAUCUUCCUCAUCAUAUGGUGAACAGAAGAAACGCAUUGCAGAAACCGAUUCAGAGUGUUUUGAGAAAUUAAUGGAUGAUAUUCAAGCUCUUCAUGGAAUGAUUGGGGAGAUUGAAGCCACUGUCCCCAUACAUCCAUUUAGACGACGAAGGAAACAAUCUUCCCACAAUAAUACAAAUCCAGAUGAUACCUAUGGAGAUUUUGAAUAUUUCAACGAGAUGGAUGAGGAUUUAGACAAUCAAAGUGAUGAGGAAGAAAUCAGAGUGGUGCAGGAGAUUCAACGAAUUCCUUUUCAUUCCCAAUUCUGGUUUACUAAUUCAAAAUUACUUAGACUUCGACGACUUUGGCAGAAUGUUCGAUUAAUGAAAACUAUGCGAAAGAAGCGAAUGGGAAGAGGUUCUCCAGGGUAUGAGGAAAAAACUCGGGAUGAUGAUCAGACUAUUUUGAAUAAACGCAUUCGUCGAAGGCAGUACAUUUGCUUGAGCUGUAUUGUCGCAAUUUCUAUUGGCUUAUUCGGAUCGGCCUUGGGAUCGUGCAUCUACCUUCUUGCUUAA
Rodentolepis nana is the source of this 1476-nucleotide messenger RNA. The record is from the annotation of a GenBank genome assembly. NCBI's taxonomy places the organism in Eukaryota, Metazoa, Platyhelminthes, Cestoda, Cyclophyllidea, Hymenolepididae.